Molecule: messenger RNA, 2756 nt
Organism: Tarenaya hassleriana
Lineage: Eukaryota; Viridiplantae; Streptophyta; Magnoliopsida; Brassicales; Cleomaceae
Product: potassium transporter 1
Exons: 9
Coding region: 209-2551 (780 amino acids)
Biological process (GO): potassium ion transmembrane transport
Cellular component (GO): membrane
Molecular function (GO): potassium ion transmembrane transporter activity
Source: RefSeq, a predicted model, not a curated record
UCUCUCUCUCUCUCUCUCUCUCUCUCUCUCUCUCUCUCUCCCCGCAGCCCACUCGCUGCUCUUCUUACUUCCCAACUCCUCUCAUUCUCUGAUCCCCCUCUCGUCACAUUAUUACAUUCCCUCUGCAUUUCAUCUCUCUCUCUCUCUCUCUCUCGUUUCCGUGAAAAGAAAAAAAAAAAGAAAAAGAAAGGAGGUGAAGCCGGAGGCCAUGAACCCUUCGCCGGGUCUAAUCGAACAGGGAAUUUCUCAGCAGCGUUCGAAGAGGGUUUCUUGUAUGAAUGUUCUCACAUUGGCGUACCAGAGCCUUGGAGUGAUCUAUGGCGAUUUGAGCACGUCGCCUCUCUACGUCUACAAGACCACUUUCUCGGGGAAACUUAGCCUCCGCGAGGACGACGAAGAGAUCUUCGGAGUUUUCUCCUUCAUUUUCUGGACAUUCACCAUUGUCGCUCUCUUCAAAUACGUUCUCAUCGUUCUGUCAGCAGACGACAAUGGAGAGGGCGGCACAUUUGCAUUGUACUCGCUUCUUUGCAGGCAUGCCAAGCUAAGCAUUUUACCAAAUCAUCAAGAGAUGGACGAGAAAUUAUCAACCUACGUCACGAGUGGUUCGGCUGAGACUCGGCAGAGCGCAGCACUUAAGUCGUUCUUCGAGAAACACCCGAGAUCUCAAAAGGGUUUGCUGAUAUUUGUGUUUCUUGGAACAUGUAUGGCCAUUGGAGAUGGAGUCCUCACCCCUACAAUAUCAGUUCUUUCAGCUGUUUCAGGGGUUAAGCUCAAGAUUCCAGAACUUCACGAGAAUUACGUCGUAAUCAUCUCCUGUAUCAUACUGGUCGCAAUUUUCUCCGUCCAGCGUUAUGGAACGCACAGAGUGGCGUUCAUUUUCGCUCCAAUUGUCACAGCUUGGCUUCUCUCACUAAGCUGCAUUGGAGUAUACAACACAAUAAAAUGGAAUCCGCGUAUAAUUUCCGCAUUUUCGCCCGUCUACAUGUGGAGGUUCCUCAAAAGCACCGGGGUCGAAGGAUGGGUUUCACUCGGAGGAGUUGUCCUCUCGAUCACCGGUGUUGAGGCAAUGUUUGCUGACUUAGGUCACUUCUCUUCUCUUUCGAUAAAGGUGGCUUUCUCUUUCUUCGUAUACCCGUGUUUGAUUUUGGCGUACAUGGGUGAGGCGGCAUUUCUCUCAAAACACCAUGAAGACAUACAAAGAAGCUUCUACAAAGCAAUUCCAGAACCGGUGUUCUGGCCAGUGUUCAUAGUGGCCACUUUUGCAGCCGUAGUGGGUAGCCAAGCUGUGAUCUCUGCAACGUUUUCGAUAAUAAGUCAGUGUUGCGCCCUGAACUGCUUUCCUCGUGUAAAGAUCGUUCAUACUUCGAGCAAAAUCCAUGGCCAGAUCUAUAUCCCUGAAGUGAACUGGAUGCUGAUGUGCAUUUGUCUGGCCGUGACAAUCGGGCUAAGGGACACUAACAUGAUCGGUCACGCUUACGGAUUGGCUGUGACCAUUGUGAUGAUUGUGACGACAUGUCUGAUGACUCUGGUCAUGACGAUCGUCUGGAAGCAAAGAGUAGCGGCUGUCAUCGCGUUCUUCAUCUGUUUUGGUUCCAUCGAGCUUCUUUACUUCUCUGCCUGUGUCUACAAAGUACCCGAAGGGGGUUGGAUCCCAAUUCUCUUGUCCCUUACAUUCAUGGCUGUAAUGUACAUCUGGAACUACGGAACCGCCAAGAAACACGAGUUUGAUGUGGAGAACAAAGUUUCGAUGGAUAGGAUUAUCUCUUUGGGGCCGAGUAUCGGAAUGGUGAGGGUUCCAGGGAUCGGCUUGGUCUAUACAAAUCUCGUGACGGGAGUUCCAGCUGUUUUCGGGCACUUUGUGACGAACUUGCCAGCGUUUCAUCAGAUUCUGGUGUUUGUCUGCGUGAAAUCGGUUCAGGUUCCAUAUAUCGGCGAGGAAGACAGGUUUUUCAUCGGCCGAGUUGGCCCGAAAGACUACGGAAUGUUUAGAUGCGUGGUGAGAUACGGAUACAGAGAUGUACAACGCGAAAUGUAUGAUUUCGAGAGCCGGUUGGUGGCUGGAAUUGUGGAAUUUGUCGAAAACGAACCUGGAGAUGAUGAAGAAGAAGAAGAAGAAGACUGUUCAAGAUUCAACAGAGAACCGCCUAGAGACAAGGGGAAAUCGCUCCGGCUUCUGGAACGUAAUUCCAGAGAGAAACCCGAGAAUUCGCGGGCUGUAAAGGACAAAUCUUUACAGAUUCUGAAGGCAAAGGAACCAUCUCGCGCCACUGGAAGAUCAAACAGGGUAAUGGAAAGUUCGUCCUGGGAGGAAACCGGGAUUCCGUUGAUAAAAAAGGAAGAAUCUUUACAGAUUCUGCAAGCGAAAGAAUCAGGGGUCGCUUACAUAUUGGGACAUUCGUAUGCAAAGGCUAAGAAAUCGUCAUCGGUGUUGAAGAAGUUCGCCAUUGAUGUCGUGUUUGCGUUUCUGAGCACAAACUGCAGAGGACCGGACGUCGUUCUGAACGUUCCCCAUACUUCCCUGCUCGAAGUUGGAAUGGUUUACUACGUCUGAUCCGUUAGAAGCAGAGGUCUUGAGUGUAGAAUACAGUAGAAGCAGACAAAGAGAGAUAGAUCUGACUUGUUCAUGUCUGGUCUUUUUUUUGUAAUUUUCUUUUGUCGUUACAGCCUUAAUACCCAGAAAAAGAGGAGUAGAUGUAUGCAGAAGCUGAAUGUGUAAAUAUAUAGUUUUAAUAAAUAAAUAAAUGAUCGAUUUUUAA